AUGGCGCGAAUCACGAUCGUGGGUGCAGGGAUCACUGGAAUGGCUAUCGCUAGCCUUCUGUCCCGAAACCAUGAGGUUACGAUUAUCGCAAAGAACCUCCCCGGCGACGAGUUAAGCCAGGAUUGGGCAAGUCCAUGGGCUGGGGCGGUCUUUCUCGGGCUGGAUGGAUCAAACCCGCGAGAGCAGAAGAUGCAACUGGACUCAUUUGCAGUCCUCUGGUCACUUGCAGUGUCCAACCCCGAGUCGAGUAUUCGACGGAUCGAAAUGAACGACUUCCACGAUGACAAGACAAUCGACGAGAUAUGGUACAAAGGCAAGAUGCCUGAUUUCCAGGUCAUGAAGCCGAGUGAGCUUCCUAAAGGGGUAAAGCUUGGAAUGAGCUACAGGACUGUGGUGUUGACACCUAAAAUCUUCCUACCUUGGUUGCGCCAGAGGCUUGAAGACUCUGGUGUAGUCUUCAAGAGAAUGAAUCUUAGUUCUCUUUCAGAUGCCAAGUCACAAGGUCAAGAUAUUCUCAUAAAUGCCACUGGAUACGGGUCCAAAUUCUUGGGGGAUAUCAGAGAUCAAGAUGUACAGCUGGUGCGUGGGCAAACGGUACAUGUAAAGAGCAACUACGAUAAGAUCUACAUGCGACACGGGAAGGACUAUACUUAUGCCAUCUCCAGGCUGGAUGGUACAUGUAUUCUUGGUGGCAUAAAACAGUACGGGAACACAGAUCCUGAGGUUGACAUGGACUUACAACAUGAUAUCAUCCGAAGAGUCCAUCAGGACCUCCCCGACGUAUUUCCCGCCGAAGUGUCGGAUUACGAGGUAGUUGGCCAUAAUGUCGGGAUCAGACCGGCGCGUGCAACAGGGCUUCGAGUAGAAAAGGAAAUAAUGGCAGGAGAGAAGGUCGUCCACGCAUACGGGGUUGCGGGCGGAGGAUAUGUCUUUUCGUUUGGCGUAGCAAGGGCAGCACGCGACCUUGUUGAUGAAUAUGUAUAUCAGUCACCGUUGGCGAAGUUGUAGACAUAAUUACGAAUAUGGGGUU
Messenger RNA from Cucurbitaria berberidis CBS 394.84, 1030 nucleotides. Its product is annotated as nucleotide-binding domain-containing protein. The transcript is spliced from 3 exons. Gene Ontology annotation, molecular function: FAD binding; D-amino-acid oxidase activity. The record is from RefSeq and is a predicted model, not a curated record. The coding region runs from base 1 to 1008 and encodes 335 amino acids. NCBI's taxonomy places the organism in Eukaryota, Fungi, Ascomycota, Dothideomycetes, Pleosporales, Cucurbitariaceae.